Lolium rigidum is the source of this 1701-nucleotide messenger RNA. RefSeq names its product trans-cinnamate:CoA ligase, peroxisomal-like. The coding region runs from base 1 to 1701 and encodes 566 amino acids. NCBI's taxonomy places the organism in Eukaryota, Viridiplantae, Streptophyta, Magnoliopsida, Poales, Poaceae. The record is from RefSeq and is a predicted model, not a curated record. The transcript has a single exon.
AUGGACAAGCUUCCGAAGCGCGACGCCAACUACGUGCCCCUGAGUCCCGUCACCUUCCUGCCGCGCGCCGCCGCCGUCUACGCCGACCGCACCUCGGUCGUGUGCGGCCGCACCGUCUUCACCUGGCGCCAGACGCACGACCGCUGCCUCCGCCUCUCUGCCGCGCUCCAGGCACUCGCUGUCAGCCGGAACGACGUCGUCUCCGUGCUCGCGCCCAACUCGCCGGCGCUCUACGAGAUGCACUUCGCGGUACCCAUGGCCGGCGCGGUCAUCAACGCCAUCAACACCCGCCUCGACGCCGCCGGCGUCGCCGCCAUCCUGAAGCACGCCGCCCCUAAGCUCCUCUUCGUCGACUACCAGUACACGCGCGUGGCCACAGACGCCCUCAAGAGCAUCACCGCGGCGUCCCUGCCGCUGCUGGUGGUGAUCGACGACAUCGAGGCGCCGACGGGGGUGCGGGUGGGGGAGCUGGAGUACGAGAAGCUAGUGGCGCGCGGUGACCCGGCAAGGCACCCGCCGCGCGACGUGCUGGACGAGUGGGACGCCGUCGCGCUCAACUACACCUCCGGCACGACGUCGGCGCCCAAGGGCGUCGUGUACAGCCACCGCGGGGCCUACCUGAGCACCGUGGGGCUGCUCCUCCAGUGGGGGGUGGGACACGAGCCGGUCUACCUCUGGUCGCUACCCAUGUUCCACUGCAACGGCUGGACAUUCACGUGGGGCGUGGCGGCGCGCGGCGGCGCCAACGUCUGCGUCCGCGCGCCCACGGCCGACGCCAUGUACUCCGCCAUAGCCGACCACGGCGUCACCCACAUGUGCGCCGCGCCCGUGCUCUUCAACGUCCUCCUGGACGCCCACCGCGAGCCGUUGAGCCGCGCUGUGGAGGUGCUCACCGGUGGCGCGCCGCCGCCCGCCGCGCUGCUGGAGCGCGUGGAGCGGCUGGGGUUCCACGUCACGCACGCAUACGGCAUGACGGAGGCCACGGGACCGGCUAUGGUGUGCGAGUGGCGGGAGCGGUGGGACGUGCUGCCGGCGCCGGAGCGCGCGGCGCUCAAAGCGCGGCAGGGCGUGAGCGCGCUCUCCCUCGCCGGCGCCGACGUGAAGGACCUCAAGACUAUGGCGAGCGUGCCCCGCGACGGCGCCACACUCGGCGAGAUCGUGCUGCGCGGAAGCAGUGUCAUGAAGGGGUACCUCAAUAACCCGGAAGCGAACGAGAAGGCGUUCAAGGGCGGGUGGUUCCUGACCGGCGACGUGGGCGUGGUGCACUCGGACGGGUACGUGGAGAUCAAGGACCGGUCAAAGGACGUGAUCAUCUCCGGCGGCGAGAACAUCAGCAGUGUCGAGGUGGAGUCAGCGCUGUACGGCCACCCGGCGGUGCAGGAGGUGGCGGUGGUCGCCAUGCCGCACCCGCACUGGGGCGAGACGCCGUGCGCAUUCGUGGCGCUCAAGAAGGAGUUCGACUCCGGCGCCGGCGAGGUGAGCGAGGAGGAGCUGGUGGCCUUCUGCCGGAGCAAGAUGUCGCACUUCAUGGUGCCGAGGAAGGUGGUGUUCGUCCAGGAGCUGCCCAAGAACGCCACGGGGAAGGUGCAAAAGCUCGCGCUGCGCGACAGGGCCCGUGGGCUCAGGCCCAGAGCUGCGGACAAGAAGAGGCCCGACCCGUCCCGUCCCGCUACCACGGCUGCACUACUGUCCAAGCUUUGA